AUGCUCUUUCUCCUCCUCAUCCUCUCCUAUUUUGCUAUUUCCUUAGCUAAAACAACACCAACAACAUUUCCAUUUUCUACCAUAAUCAACCUGCAGCAAAAAGGGUUCUCUUCUGGUUAUUCUACAAAGACCACUGAUAAUAAUAAUCAACUUUAUGACACAAAAUAUUUCACCCAAAUUCUUGAUCACUUCACCUUUACUCCUCAAAGUUACCAAACUUUCCAACAGAGGUAUCUCAUCAAUGACACAUAUUGGGGUGGUGCCAAGAAAAAGGCUCCAAUCUUUGUGUACAUGGGAGGUGAAGCAGAUGUUGAAUUGUCUGCUCAGAACACUGGCUUCAUGUUUGAUUAUGCCCCCAACUUCAAUGCUCUUCUUGUCUUCAUUGAGCAUCGUUUUUAUGGAAAAUCUUUUCCUGGAGGGGAUGAAGAAGUGAAACCAAAUUCAACGACACUAGGGUAUUUGAGCUCAACACAGGCAUUGGCAGAUUAUGCAACUCUCAUAAUCGAUCUCAAAAAGAAUUUGACAGCAACUGACUCACCGGUGGUGGUGUUUGGAGGUUCUUACCCAGGAAUGUUGGCAGCAUGGUUUAGACUGAAGUACCCACAUGUGACCAUCGGAGCAUUGGCAUCUUCUGCUCCAAUCCUCUAUUUUGAUAAUAUUACUUCCCCUUAUGCCUUCAAUGAUAUCAUCACCCAAGACUUUAGGAGUGAGAGUGAGAAUUGCUACAAGGUAAUCAAGAGUUCAUGGCAACUCAUUCAAGAAACUGCCAAACAAGCAGGUGGAUUGGAGUCACUCAUGAAAUCUUUCCGAAUAUGCGAGUCAAUGUGUAAAGCAAUUGAUGAUCCAAGGCAUGGGAAUGACCAACUGGAAAAGCUGUACGCAGCCGUCAACAUAUUCUACAACUACACUGGGGAAUUAAGUUGUUUCGAUAUGAGAAUUCCUCAUGCUCUACUUAGUAUUAGAUGGUGGACUUGGCAGGUUUGCACAGAAAUGGUAAUGCCAAUAGAUGGUAACAACAACGAUAGCAUUUUCCCAGCAUCAGAAUGGAACUACACCGAACGGGUCCAAUUUUGCAAAGACAUAUAUAGCAUCGAGCCCAGGCCAAAUUGGAUUACCACGGAAUUUGGGGGUCACAACAUCGAGAGGGUUUUGGAAAGUUUCGGUAGCAACAUCAUCUUCUUCAAUGGAUUAAGGGAUCCAUGGAGUGCCGGAGGGGUGCUAAAAACUAUAUCCAAAUCCUUAGUCACUAUCAUUGCAAAAGAAGGUGCCCAUCACGUGGACCUUAGAUCCUCAACGAGUGAAGAUCCAGAAUGGCUAAAAGAUGUGAGGAAGGAGGAGGUAGAAAUCAUUGGGCAGUGGAUCUCUGAAUACAAUAAUAACAAAAUGUUCUGA
Messenger RNA from Ipomoea triloba (trilobed morning glory), 1392 nucleotides. RefSeq names its product lysosomal Pro-X carboxypeptidase-like. Bases 1 to 1392 code for a protein of 463 amino acids. The transcript has 10 exons. The record is from RefSeq and is a predicted model, not a curated record. NCBI's taxonomy places the organism in Eukaryota, Viridiplantae, Streptophyta, Magnoliopsida, Solanales, Convolvulaceae. Gene Ontology annotation, molecular function: serine-type exopeptidase activity; dipeptidyl-peptidase activity. Gene Ontology annotation, biological process: proteolysis.